AUGAGCAAGAAGUGCAACCUGGUAAUAUCUGUAACCGAACCGAAUUCAACUUUGAAGAGCCCACAGUGGAACAUCAUAGAGCUGCGGCGUCAUUAUAUGAAUGCAUCUCUAAUGGAAUUUGUAAGAUCGGAAGUAGCUUCACGUGUUCAGUACUUCCGGAAUGCUGGAAUGCUGGACAUGUCCGACCCUGUCUUAGAAAUGAAGCUUACGGGAAUUACCAACUUCCUUAUGGCAGAGAUUCAAUGCGCAAAAUUGGAUCGCUACAUAAGGAUCGCCGAAGUAACGGAACGCAAAAAUGACCCGAUUAGCAAACCGUUAAUUGCAGUUCAAAAUUGUACCAGGCAGUGGAAGAUGGAAGGGCCAGACCCUUUUGUUACAAUAGCUCUUCAAGAAAUGGUGGCGAAUUAUCAGCCAAAAGAAUGUAGUUCCUCUUUCCAAGCGUUUGCAGCACUCUACCGCUACGUCCUUACGCGGAUCACGGAGCCUCCUCAGAAAAUACAGGAGUAUGCGGUAAGGAUCAACGGACGCUGUGGAAGGAACGAAAAUUUGUUAGGACUCCCAGCAUGCAUAGAAAAUCUGCUCCUAGAUUUUGGAGAAGACAUGAUCGGAUACGGGCAAAAUGAGCUCAAGGCUGGCGUUGUCAUCAAUCCGAUGCAGUCUAGUUUUUUCAUGAGGCUGGGGAACACGCAUGAAGAAAGAGAAUGCGCUCUACAGCAGCUUACACAGGAGCGAGUUGUAUUUAGGAAGGAGCUCUUCAAAGGUCUUCAGCUCGCACUGAGAGAUGUGCGCUCCUACACGUACGACGUUCAGAGAAAGCAAUGGAUGCCAAGCGCUAGGAAAGCAAAACGCUCGAGGAUGGACUCAACAGGAGAAGGAAAUGAGGAUCCAGCAACUUUUAUGCCGUAA
Messenger RNA from Strongylus vulgaris, 906 nucleotides. The record is from the annotation of a GenBank genome assembly. NCBI's taxonomy places the organism in Eukaryota, Metazoa, Nematoda, Chromadorea, Rhabditida, Strongylidae.